Messenger RNA from Colletotrichum destructivum, 430 nucleotides. RefSeq lists its product as uncharacterized. The coding region runs from base 1 to 285 and encodes 94 amino acids. Lineage: Eukaryota; Fungi; Ascomycota; Sordariomycetes; Glomerellales; Glomerellaceae. The transcript has a single exon. The record is from RefSeq and is a predicted model, not a curated record.
AUGCUUGCCCUCCCCCUCGAUGCUCCUCACCCAGCACCCAGCACCCAGCUCUUUCUUCCUGUGCCUGUGCCUUCCAUGCCUGCCUUUCCCCAGCUAAGCGGUUGUGUCACCCACUUUGCUGCUCUGCCCUGGCCAACAGAUGACGAGAUAACCUCUCCCGCCUUGUCCACAGUUCAAGUGGAUAGGCGCAAGGAGGCCACUUGCAGGGAAGUAGGGCAGGCAGGCAGGACAUGGCAGGGCAAGACACAAUGUGCCUUUCUUCAAGCCUCAAUGCUGGGAUUGUAAUUGACGGAACAGCUCGAGAGUCGAGACUCGGUCCCUAAGUUGGCGAAUGGAGAACACAAAGCUCUGUGGAAUACGAGGCGAGGCUGGUAAGUCAAAGAUAACGGAGGAAGACUGUCAAAUCGACUGCUGUGGACGAGGACGGCGA